Molecule: messenger RNA, 2328 nt
Organism: Ooceraea biroi (clonal raider ant)
Lineage: Eukaryota; Metazoa; Arthropoda; Insecta; Hymenoptera; Formicidae
Gene: Alg9
Product: alpha-1,2-mannosyltransferase Alg9
Biological process (GO): protein N-linked glycosylation
Cellular component (GO): endoplasmic reticulum membrane
Molecular function (GO): alpha-1,2-mannosyltransferase activity
Source: RefSeq, a predicted model, not a curated record
CUUUUGUUCCUAGCUAGUAACAUGGUCGCGGUAUCAUGGCGCCUAAUCAACGUCAACGACAGCUUACCUUGUCGAAGAAAGAAUUAAAAAAGCUUAAUGGAAGGAGAUUUUCAAAGCCAGAGGAAUCCUCUGAUGUGGGACUCGUUUAUCCCGGCUAUGACACAGCUUUCAAAUUGCUGCUCUCUGCAAGAUUUUGCUCUGCUGUGUGGAGUCACAUAACAGAUUGUGAUGAAACGUAUAAUUAUUGGGAGCCGAGUCAUUACUUGCUCUAUGGAACAGGCCAACAAACAUGGGAAUACAGUCCCGAGUAUGCGUUACGUUCAUACAUGUACCUGUUAAUUCACAUGGUACCAGCGAAGAUUUAUCACUACUUGUUGGAACCAAAUCCUGUGCUAGUCUUCUAUUUUGUGCGAUGCUUCCUGUCUGUGGGUUGUGCAUUAUCUGAAGUAUACUUUUACAAAAGUGUUUGCCGCGAAUUCGGAAUCCACGUGGCGAGGCUCACGUUGGCCUUUCUUAUCCUCAGUUCUGGAAUGUACAUAUCCAGCGCUGCAUUUUUACCAUCGUCUUUUUCGAUGUACUUCAGCACUGUUGCCACAGCAGCGUGGUACACUCGCCGAUACGAGCUGGCCGUCUUUACUACUGCCAUUUCUUCGUUACUCGGAUGGCCAUUCGCUGCGCUGCUAGGCAUUCCCAUUGCUGCCGAGAUGUUGAUGCACAAGCAGGAAUGGAGCAGAUUUAUAAAGUGGGUUCUCAUAUCUGGCCUUGUAAUUGCGAUACCAAUGGUGUGGGUGGAUUCUAUGUACUUCGGCAAGCUAGUCGUCGCGCCAUUGAACAUCAUACUGUACAACGUCUUCACCAAUCAUGGACCUAACAUCUACGGCACCGAACCGUUCGUUUAUUACAUCGUCAAUGGAUUUUUGAAUUUUAACUUCGUUUUUCUUGGUGCACUAUUCGCACCCUUGGGCUUGUUUUUAGUGUGGUUGAUCGUGCCGGCACGUCCAAGAGACAGCUCAUGUCUGCCGUAUUGGUACUCGUUGGCUCCUUUGUAUUUAUGGUUUCUCGUAUUCUUCCUUCAGCCACACAAGGAGGAACGGUUCUUGUUUCCAGUAUAUCCUAUGAUUUGUUUGGCAGGCGCUAUAGCGGUGGAUACCGUACAAAAGUUGUACUUUUAUGUUAGAACGAAACUCAAUCCGUCGCACAUCGGUUGCCACUAUUUACAGUACACCGCACACAUCACUAUUUCGGCGAUGGUGAUAUGCGGCCUUCUCGGAUUGUCGAGAUCGUUGGCAAUAUACAAAGGAUAUUACGCCCCCAUGGAAGUCAUGAUAGAAGCGAACAAGCUUGGAACGGAGGGCGAAGUGCCUAGCGACGUCAGCGUUAAUUUCUGUAUUGGCAAAGAGUGGCAUCGCUUUCCCAGUAGCUUUUUCCUCCCGUCCAAUAACUGGAAGUUGCAAUACCUGAAAUCUGAGUUCAAGGGACAAUUACCGCAGCCUUUCUUAGAUCAUGAAAACGCAACGAGCGUAAUCCAAGCACACUUCAAUGAUCUUAAUAAGGAAGAAACGUCGCGUUAUUUUAAUUUAGACAAGUGCCACUUUCUACUAGAUCUGGAUGUAGGAACUGAAACAGCCUUGGAACCGAAUUAUUCUCGCCUCGGUGAUCACUUUACUAUCCUGAAAUCUUCCGGAUUUCUUAACGCAUCGAAAUCACAUCCGCUCUUCAGAGCUUUCUACAUUCCGUUUGUAUCCCACAAGUUUUGUACAUACGGUUCGUACAACUUAUUACAAAGUAAUAAGUUGAAAUUCCUGAUUCUGUCCUCGAAACAGAAAAGCUCGAAAUUUUCUUAAGCAAUAGAAUAUCGAAUCAACGAGAUCAUGCAGUUUAUUUUGCAUUUGAGAGGUGAUUUUUGUUACUUCAUUAAAUGAAUAUAUUUAAUGUAUGUUUUGUAUGAUAUAAAUACAUCUUGUGUAUAAAUGGUUACAUAGAAUUAAGUUAAAACUAUUGAUUCAAGAUUUUUUAUUUAGGAUCUAGACAUUGUAAACUACAAAAAGAUUCCUGAAGUAUGUUUAACGUUAUCUUAACGAAGCUAGAAGUUCCUGACUUCUUUUUUUAUUAAUUUGUGAAAAGCAAAGAAAACAAUUCUAUUUUCUAUGAAAGUUAUAAUGCUGCAAAGAAUAAUCAUUAAUAUUUCAUGAUAUAUAAUUUAAAAUUCUAAAAAAUUAAAUUAUAUUGUGUAUGUAUUAAUAAGAUAAUCAGAUAUGUGAUGUCAAUGUAAAUAUUUUACCAUGUAUAUAUUAUAUUAAAAAUAAUAAUAAUAGUUAUAAAGAAAAA